GAUUAAGAUUGUCAAUUAUUUUGUUGAAAUGUCUUUAAGUGAUCCAAAAAAUAGCUCAAUGUUUCCUAUAAAUUAAAAGACAAACAUGCAGACAAAAACCAUUAGGGUAGCCAUAACUAUAGAUCCUAAAGAUUUAGGAACUGCUGAAAGGUUAAUGAUAUCCACAGCAGAAAGCAAACAUAAAUUUAAAUAAAAUAGAUGUCAAAAACAAGACUAAAAACCUGGACCCAAAAUAGUUACUUUCAGAAAAAUGUUAACUUAAAUCUGAAAUAUGACUGUGGGCCACAUAAAACCUGUCUAAGUGUCAGGGUUGGGCCCCGCUCUGGGCUUCGAACACACCUGAUUUAUACAGUACAUGUGUUGGUGUUUGUCACAUAUCAGUAGCUUCACUGCCUGAGUCUCUUCCUUCUGCUCCGACCUCAGUUGGUCAGUUAACUUGUGCAUCGGUCUGGAGGUUUUCCCACCCUCUGAAGAUGUACGGCCUGUACUUGGAAGCAGUCAACGAUUACAUCAACGAAUCCUACGGAGAGGAUGUGUGGAGGCUGAUCGAGAACCGAGCAGAGAUUCCACACCUCAAGUUUGUCAGACAUCAGAUGUACAAUGAUAACCUGAUCCUUCGACUGGCAAAAGCUGCCGGCGAGGUCCUGGGAAAGACCCACGAUGAGCUGAUGUACGCCUUCGGGGUCUACAUGGUGAAGAGGAUUGGAAACUAUGGAUACGAACGUAUCCUGAAGGUGCUGGGACGAAAUGUACGCGACUUCAUCAAUGAACUGGAUAACCUCCACGAGUACUUUCGCUUCUCCUUCCCCAAAGUCCAGCCUCCGAGUUUCUGCGUGGAGGAGGAGUGUGAGACCAGCCUGACUCUGCACUACCGCAGCACCCGCAAGGGCUUCACACAGUUUGUCAAAGGACAGCUCUCUCAGGUGGGCCGGCAGUUCUACAACACAGACAUUGAAGUGGAAAUCCUGUCUAAGGAGGAGACAGAGAAGAUGACAUACGUGGUUUAUAAGAUGAACUUUGACAACGCAGCCUUCAAGCACCGCAUGCCCCAACAGAAGACUGCGCCAAGCUACGAGAAGCUGCCCAUGAAGCGGGGCAUCUUUUUCGACAUGUUCCCCUUCAGUGUUAUCUUCCGCCGCGACAUGACCAUGUACCGCAUUGGAGAUGGCCUCAAAGAGGUCUUCUCUGACCUCCAGGGCAAGAAGGUCAAUGAGGAGUUCACUCUGGUCAGGCCCAUGCUAGAGUUCAGCUGGGAUAACAUUUACACCCAUUUAAACAACGUGUUUGAGCUCUUGUCUAAAGCCGUGGUGGAGAGCAAGCAGAAGGUCAACAUCCCAAAACUGAACAAAGAGGAGCCAGAUGAGAAGGAGGAGAGCGAGAAGGCAAAAAGGGAAGAAGAAAGAGAACAAAAGGCAGUGGAGGAGAUAAAGGGCACGGACCAGGAGUACAGCAGUGCUCUCACCCAGUACAACAGCUCUGCCAACUCAGGGGGAGAAGACAUUGAGCUGCUGGCCUUCCAGACUGUGACUGGAAAGUGUAGCGAGACCAUAUUUGAGGACAUGCGGGAGCCUCCCAAGAAACCUCUCCAUCUGAAGGGUCAGAUGAAGUAUGUCCCCCAGUGGGACUCCCUCAUCUUCCUGGGCACACCCAUCAUCGAGACAGUGGAGGACAUGAUUAAAAUGGGUGUAUACGUGAACGAUCUGAAUCUGCACGACUCCAGCAGAGAGCUGAUUUUGGCCGGGACACAGCAGUCGGCUGAGCUGCAGCUGGCUCUCGAUCAGGAGCAACAAAAAUAUGCUCAGCUGCAGGAAAUCAUCAAAAAGCUGGACGAGGAGAAGAAGAGAGGAGACUCUCUGCUGUACGCCAUGAUCCCUAAAGCUGUGGCCGACCGCCUCAGGAAGGGGAUCACGGCACUGGAGACCUGCCAGGUCUUCCCAGACGUGACCAUCCUGUUCAGCGAUGUGGUCAAGUUUAAUGAGAUCUGCAUCCACAUCACACCCAUGCAGGUGGUGGACAUGCUGAAUGAGAUCUACAUCGUCUUUGACACGCUUAGCGAGAAGCACAACGUCUACAAGGUGGAGACGAUCCGAGAUGCCUACAUGGUGGUGGCAGGCGUUCCCAAUAAGACCACCUUCCAUGCACACCACAUCUGCGACAUGGCUCUGGACAUGCUGAGCUCCAUCGACCAUCUCAAAGACCCGUCUACAGGAGACAACAUCCAGAUCAGAGUCGGUAUCCACUCAGGAAUGGUGGUGGCCGGUGUGGUGGGUCUGAAGAUGCCUCGCUACUGUCUGUUUGGUGAUACAGUGAACACAGCCUCACGGAUGGAGAGCAAUGGAGUGGGCAUGCAGAUUCACAUCAGCCAGACCACCAAAGACCACCUGGAACAUGAGCCCUACAUCAUCGAGGAGAGGGGAAAAAUCUUUGUCAAGGGCAAAGGCUACAUGAAGACCUACUGGCUAAAAGGAAAGAAAGACCUGUCGUUCAAGACCCCAGCAGAGCUGCGCUACAGCAGUGAGCAGAAGGAUUCAGAGGACAAGAGCUCUAAUGAUUCCACAAGCACCAACGCCAAACGCAUGGCCUCAAACCUCCACAUCACCGGCAAUGAUGAGCAAGCUGAGGGAAAACCAAGCCCCAGUGACAUGCCCCUGGACACCCUGCCCCCACCAGAGGCCGCCAAUGAGCCUGCUGCAAAUUCAACUGAGCCUCAGGAAAAGGAGAAAGCCAAAAAGACUAAGAACAACAAGGGAGCGAAGCUGGAAGUGCCACAGGGAAAUGCUCUUCCAGAGUCCUCGUCACCAGCUGACGGCAUGGAGAACCCAGGUCCUCUACUCAACAACAAGAGAAACAGCUUCAGGCAGCAGUAUGCCAAGCUGCCCACCAACUUGCCUAUCCGCAGCUCCUCCUGCUCUAUCCUGUGAGAAAAAGUUUUUUCAUAGUGAUAACACGUGACGGUGAAGGUGUAAAGUAUAAUCAGGGGCUGCACAAAGCGGCCGCUUACAUUAUUCACAGUUACACAUAUCCUGUGUCCAUUAUGUCAUUGCAUGUCAAAGAGUUUAAAUUGAACAACAUUUUCACAACUUGAACUAAAGAAUAAUGUAUUCCAUGUUCUGAUGUUGCAACAUGGAAGUGUUUCAAAUUCAAAGAAUUAAAAAUGCUACUAAUAAUUUUAAAAAUCCAGUUCUUUACAUCCAUAGACCAUUUGUUAGGUGCAGAAAGUCAGCACUUUACAAGUUGCUCAUCAUCCCUUCCUUAUAUCUGAAAAAGGAAGUACAACAUCCUGUAUAAAGAGAAAUAGAUGCAGAGAGGAAACGGAACUCUACUGCAUAGGUGCAGCAGUUUUAAGCCAAGAGAUUCAGAUGGUUUUGUUGUUGUCACCUGUAAAAUAAAUCAGAUGAGCCACUUUGAGAAAUUACAUGAUGUCAAAGUACUUGUUAAUGAGGUACUGUUUCAUUAACCAUUAAUGAAAACUAGUCUGAGUCAGAGAGGCCUUCCAUCACUGACAACGUGGCACAGACCUGUUUAAACAUCAUUUACCAAGAGGUCACGUCCUGAAACCGUAAAAACAUCAAUUAAAAUAUGAAACGUGUGAAUACUACACUAUACACAUUUUCACUUAUUCAAGAAGCAAAAGACUAAAAAGAAUACUUGAAGUUUGAGACUAUAUUUUAGCUGAUUGAAAGAAAUGUUUCUCAUCAUUCACUAAAUCAUCAUUUCACUUAGUAAUUCAUUUUGAAAGUCUUUGGCGUGGGAGUGGAUUGGACGAUAAAACAAUUUAGGAAGUACGAAUACAGUGGUAUUCUUUUAUAGCUGUAUAAUCUUUGGUAAUGGGUAUACAGUAUGUCAGUGUUUUUGACAUCUUACAUUGGUGUCCACUUUCAAAAACCUGAACUAAUCAUUCCAAGCAACAGCAAAACAUUUGUACAAAAAAAUAAAGUACUCCACCUUGUGGCACGGCUGAUAACUGAUACUCUACAAUAACAGAAAUAAAGACUGAGGCUUCAUUUAGUUUUACUGAGUGUAGUCAUAAUCAUAGGGUUGUUUUAGGGUUUUUUCAGUUAAAUUGGGCUUUUCUUUAGCAGAGAUUUGUUUAGAGUUUCACACAUUUUCUCAGCAAUUCUUGUUUAAUUUGGCAUGUUACUGACUGCAUGUUGUUUCACUGUAUGAUGGUUUCUGUUUAUAUAAAAACUGUAUGUACAGGCACAAAAGUUGGUCUGGUGUUUUUUAUUAGAGCUGUCAAACUGAGAACGACAUGCACUGAUCGUCUGGUAAUUCCACUGUCCAAUCAUGUUACCUUGCUCUAAUACCCAGUCAGUACACAUGUUACUGUUACAUCUGUAACAUGUAUUGAGUAAAGAGUUUUUGUUUCACAGAAGCAGCUCAAGCCUAAUACCAUUUCAGCACCAGUGUCUUUGUGGCAGCUUCAACUUCCAGUUACAGAGCACAAGGAUGCAAGUCUACGGUUGACUGUUGAAAUUUCAAAAAGGAUUGUGAUGGACUGUAGACGUAUUGACCAAUUUUGAAGCUCUAGACCUGCUUCGUAAAUCACCGUCAAGAUGCACAGUCAAAUUCACCAACUCACCUAAAACUUGAAUAAUAAUUGAGUUUGAAUACAAUUUCUUUUACCCUAUUUAAGAGUCACAGUGAAGAUAGAGUCAAUCCCAGCAGUCCAGGGUGUAAGGACAGGGUACACUCUGGACUGUUCAAGAGAAAAAUCUAAAAAGCCAAAAAUAACUAAAAGCUAAAUGAAAUAACCUAAGUUACCAAAUUACGACAGUGCAAUGUGUAGUUUAUUUUGACAUUUUAAAUGAAAGUGUAACUAAAGGUAAAGCUCCAACCCAACUAAAACAACUUACAAGGCUCUCAUUAACUGAAUCAUCACAGUUUCUCAUGUAUAGUCCUGAUGAGGACAAAAUGCCACUGAUGGAAUAACUACAAACUCUUGAUAAUAAACCAAUUCUGCACAAACUGACCAUAACAGGGAUUAUAAUUUAGCAGAAAUCUUAAGACACCUAGUAGAAAGUAGGCAGGUCUGGAUUAGUGAGUAGAACAUCCUUUAGAACAUUAGGACAUACAGGACGGAAAACAGGCAUGGCAGCCAACAGAACCCAACUAAGCACAGAAACAAGACAAAGCACAGAACCACGGCAAAGCACAGCAGCCUUGCAAAGCAGAAAAGCGGCAUUCCA
Cynoglossus semilaevis (tongue sole) is the source of this 5189-nucleotide messenger RNA. Its product is annotated as soluble guanylate cyclase 88E-like. Gene Ontology annotation, molecular function: heme binding; guanylate cyclase activity. Gene Ontology annotation, biological process: nitric oxide-cGMP-mediated signaling; cGMP biosynthetic process; response to oxygen levels. Gene Ontology annotation, cellular component: guanylate cyclase complex, soluble. The coding region runs from base 474 to 2921 and encodes 815 amino acids. The record is from RefSeq and is a predicted model, not a curated record. NCBI's taxonomy places the organism in Eukaryota, Metazoa, Chordata, Actinopteri, Pleuronectiformes, Cynoglossidae. The transcript is spliced from 16 exons.